Messenger RNA from Folsomia candida, 1797 nucleotides. RefSeq lists its product as uncharacterized. The coding region runs from base 85 to 471 and encodes 128 amino acids. NCBI's taxonomy places the organism in Eukaryota, Metazoa, Arthropoda, Collembola, Entomobryomorpha, Isotomidae. The transcript has 2 exons. The record is from RefSeq and is a predicted model, not a curated record.
CAUUUUUAAACUUUCAAAAGGUGUUUCAAAUUCAGUUAUCUCGCCAAAAAAUCACAUCUUUUUUCUCUCAAAAUUUUUUCCACCAUGCCGCAUCCCAAUUUAAUCUUCAUCCUGACCUUUACCCUCCUCCUCCUCCCACACGACGUCCUCAAUCAAAGCAAACCUUUUACCCCUCAAGAAAUGAGAGAUGCUCGCCUCGAAGCGCUCAAAUGGAACAAUAUUUUCCGAAAAUGGCACAAUGGGACCCCAACAAUGACGCUGAAUGAUGAGCUGAACGACGCGGCCCAACAGAGAGCCGAAUAUUUCAUCAGCGGCAAACCCAUACCGACCACGAUCGGGGAGAACGUUUACAAGCGACUAAAAGAGCGACGGGCCUGGUUCGAUGCAAAAAACGAGACGGAAGGCGCCGUGAAAACGUUAGCCAGCAACAUAAUUGAUAAAAAUAACCCUAAAAAUAGCCCCUUUCGAUGAUCCCUGACGUAGAUGGUAUUUCGAACUAUGCACCGUGAAAAAAUUUCCGUUCGGCGAAGCCGGGAAGUUCAGACAGGUCGUGUGGUCGGAUUCGGUCAAAUUAGGGAUCGGCGUGGCUAGAAACCCCUCAGAUUCGGAGGUUGUCGUGGUGGGGCACUAUUUUCCGCAUGGAAAUACUAAGGGUGGGCUUCUCGAAAAUUUGAAAAUGUUGACAAUUUAUGAAAUAUUUUCAUAAAUAAUUUCAGGACAGUUUAAGAAAAAAGUGGGAAAAUUGCGCUGUCGGAAGGACGUGAUUUGUAACGGAAAUAUAUCCCAGGAACACGUGGACGAGCAUACUUGUCGUGGGGGGAUAAAUUCCCCGUCCACGUGGUUGCCACACCUCGUGGUCGUGGUCACUACUUAUUACAUAAUCCGUACGACAUGACCUUUCUCCGUCCACGGAGUGACGAUACCAGUCGUCAUUGCGGUCACCAUUUCCAUUCCUUCUUGUCUUCCAUUAAUAACCCAUUAAAUGAACACGAGCGUCCAAGGUUAAUCAAACAAGAUUUACAAGAUGACGGUGCGAUUUACUGUUUAUAUUUCUCUGAGGGGGCUUGCAGAAUGGACGCCAAUCGUCUUACGUUAAUCCUUAUCGGACCCGCAAAAAUAAUUGGCGUCCCUUUCUGCACGGCUCACUCGUUCAAAAUGAGCCAGCUCUUCAACAACCUCUCCACAAUUUUUGGACAUUCAUCAUCUUCCAUUUAUGAAAUCUUUCUGGAAUAUGGUAAAGAUGAAGCGGAGUUUUUUUGCUAGUAUUUUUUUAAGAUGGGAAUGUUUUUUAUAAUAGAUAAAUGAAAAUGGUGAACAGUUUUGUAAGAAAUGAAAUAAAGUGGUGGUGUAGUGCUGAUUUAAUGUUUGGUUUGAUAUGCAAUGACGUCGUUUGGUUUGAUAUGCAAUGACACGACGUUUGAGACUAAUUGUGUUUGCACAAGGAGGCUACUGGGCAGAUUGUGGAUCUCUCGUGAUCCGUGACGAUUAUGCUGACCAAAUAAUUCUUAAGAGAUAGUAAGUAAGACUGACGAUUUGUGAUUUUUAAUCUUGCGUGCGGAUAACAAGUUUGAUUUCCUGUCAUUUGAUGUCAAUUUAAUAUGGUACAUGCAGCCUGACCCCUUGACCCUUCAUGCACGGUAAUUAAAUAAGUCUGCUCUGUACUAAACCAAUGUUUAGCAAGGUUCCGGAUGUUUUUUUGUGGCCAAACGUAGAUAGUAAGUAAAAUUGCAAAAUUGCGAAUAUUUGUAUGCGUUAAUACUCCGUAUUUUUAUGGAUUAUGAACUUGUAACUGUGACG